UUGUCUCACUUGUGGUUGGAAAAUUGCCACAACAAUGCCAAUGGUAUUUAAUCGGAUUACAUCAACCAGCAUCAUCAAAGAGAAGCUAUAGUUAGCAAUUGCUUAUCAACUAGGUGCUAUUACAUCUCAAGAGGUACGAAUACAAGACCAGUGGUGCAGCAGCCAUGCUCUUACUGCUCACAGUGCUAGUGGGGGGAGGGGCUGCCUCACUUGUUCUAGGAUGGUUCCUUCUGCAAGCUUUUGUGCAGUCUAAGUUCUCACAGGAUACAGUGCAAGAGUUCCUGCUCAGGGCCAGUGCUGGGCCUGUGGCUCAUCGUGCAGGCCAGCCAGAGAACACACUGGCAGGGUUUAGACUGUGCAAGGACCAGGGAGCUUCUGGAGUUGAGGUAGACCUUAUGUUCAGUCAAGAUGGCCAUCCAGUGCUAAUACAUGAUGAGACAGUAGAUAGAACUAGUAAUGGGACUGGAAGAGUAUGUGAGCUCACACUGGAGCAGCUCAAGUCGCUGGAUGUGGGCUUCAAAGCAGGGUCGGAAUUUGCUGGUGAGAGGAUCCCUACAUUGUAUGAGGCACUGGAUGUUUGCAAGGAGCUCAAUCUGCUCAUGUUUCUGGAGCUCAAGGAAGAUGCUGAAAAGUCAGCAGCGUUGAUAAAGACGCUGUUUUCCCGGGACCCAAGUCUCUACAAUAUGGUGGCAAUCAUUUCCUUUCAUCAAAGCAUCAUACACAAGUUACAGAGAAUGGACCCCAAGCUUCUCCUUGGUCUGGUGUAUCGCUCUGGUUACGAUGCAUACAGUGUGACUGGUAGGAGGAAACACUCCUCUCUCAUGAAGCAUCUACUCUACGUGCUCUAUGAUGCAUUGUUAGAGUGGUCACUGAAGACCUGGCUAUGGCGGGUGCUGGGGAUCAGCUUGUUGGUAGUCCACAAGAAUGACAUACUAGGAAAGAUAUUCCCAACUGGCAUGUGGGAGAGGAGGGACGUGUGUGUGGUGGGGUGGACAGUUAAUGACAGAGAAGAAAAGAGACUAUUUGAGAGUGAACUCAGAAUACCUUAUUUCACUGAUCAUGUCUCAAACACUGAUCAUGUCUCAAACUAGUUAAACUUUUAUAUCAUCUUUUAUUUUUGUUAAUAACUUUUUUCUUGAAGUGCACAAAUGAAGUGUCUACUUGCAGUGAACAAUAAUUA
Halichondria panicea is the source of this 1180-nucleotide messenger RNA. RefSeq names its product glycerophosphodiester phosphodiesterase 1-like. Gene Ontology annotation, biological process: ethanolamine metabolic process; N-acylethanolamine metabolic process; phospholipid metabolic process. The record is from RefSeq and is a predicted model, not a curated record. The coding region runs from base 165 to 1091 and encodes 308 amino acids. Lineage: Eukaryota; Metazoa; Porifera; Demospongiae; Suberitida; Halichondriidae. The transcript is spliced from 5 exons. Gene Ontology annotation, molecular function: glycerophosphodiester phosphodiesterase activity. Gene Ontology annotation, cellular component: plasma membrane.